AUGCGUUGUGUUACAUGUUCAAUUCAUUUGCCAUCAAAUAAUUAUGCAUUAAUUGAAGGUGAUUAUUUUUGUUGGACAUGUUUCUUUGAACAAUAUGCUAAUCUUUCAACAACACAAACAAUAUGUCAGAAUUGUGGAAGUAUACCUUUAUCGUCUAGUAGAACAACAUUAAAUCAAAAACAAGAACAAUAUGGCUCGGCAACCUCAUUGAUUAGUACACAAUCGACCAAAAUAUCCGAAGCUGCUAGACAUAUUGGUACAACCAUCGCUAAAACUUUUCGUCGGUUUCGUUCGCCUUCUGCAUCACGAACUGCAGAUGAUCCUAGUCAUCAAAAACCACCACAUCCAUCUAAAACGCAUAAUACAACAUGUCAAGUAUGCUUUGAUGAAAAAUCAUCUAAAUAUUUUCAUGCAAUAUUCAAUCAUAAUUGUCUACAAGUUCAACGAACUAUUUGUGAUACAUGUAUCUAUCGUCAUAUUCAACAAUCUUUUCAAGAAAUGUGUACAGAUGAUGUUCGAUGUCCUGAACUUGAAUGUAAUAGUAAAUAUACUUAUGAUACAAUUAAACAUAUUCUUAUUUCAAAUAAAGAUAAAAAUCUUUUUGAAAGAUAUGAUCGAUUUAUAAAUCUUCAUCUAUUAGAACAAAUGGAUGAAUUUAUUUGGUGUUCAAAUUCUAAAUGUCAAAUGGGACAAUUAAACGAUGGUGGAGAAUUUAAUAAUAUUGUUACUUGUAUUCGUUGUUAUAAAAAAACAUGUUUUAAACAUAAAACAAAAUGGCAUACAGGAUUGACAUGUGAAGAAUAUGAUUUACAAAUAAAUGAUGAUCUUAGAGCAAGUUUAAAAUGGUUAAAUCAAAAUACAAAAACAUGUCCAAAUUGUCCUUAUCAAAUUGAAAAAAAUGAUGGAUGUGAUCAUAUGACUUGUAUUAAAUGUCAGUAUGAAUUCUGUUGGUCAUGUUUAGCUGAUUAUAAUCAAAUACGACGUGAAGGAAAUCAUCGACAUCAUCCUAAUUGUAAACAUUAUACAGCUCAUAAUGGACACUAA
Rotaria sordida is the source of this 1044-nucleotide messenger RNA. Lineage: Eukaryota; Metazoa; Rotifera; Eurotatoria; Philodinida; Philodinidae. The record is from the annotation of a GenBank genome assembly.